Microdochium trichocladiopsis is the source of this 836-nucleotide messenger RNA. RefSeq lists its product as uncharacterized. NCBI's taxonomy places the organism in Eukaryota, Fungi, Ascomycota, Sordariomycetes, Xylariales, Microdochiaceae. The transcript has a single exon. The record is from RefSeq and is a predicted model, not a curated record. The coding region runs from base 261 to 782 and encodes 173 amino acids.
ACCGGCUGACAAAAAGGCAAGCACCAGUCAUUACCGAUCCAUGAUGGGUCUGUUGCCGUUGUUACUUCCCACCUGCAGUCUGUCACCACGAAAACCCAACCAUCGCAGCCACCUAUGCCAUCGGGGGGCAUCCUAAGAUAAAAGGGCCACGAUGGAAACUAGUGGCCACGUGCCCGAGCAAGGGGCCGAGUCUUCUGGGCCAGGCUGCAGUGUCCUCCAAGACCACCACGGCUCGGAUGCAGUAGAUAAGAGCCAGGUGAAUGCUCUCGGACAUCAAUAUCCCCAUGCGGACCAACAAUCUCAUCUCCCGCAAGCCGACAAUACCACGCUCUCAGCCGCCCCCAGCGAGGCUCUGCUCCUCGACGAGAACCGUCGGCUCGAGGCACACGCAGCGCGGUUACAGGAGGAUAUACACGCAUUGCUGGACGAGCUACUCCUGCAUAGCUCGUGCGACGGAGGGCUCAUCCCGAGAGCCCUCCUGGCAAAAACGGGUGCCAGAGACGGCGGCAGCCGUGGACCGUAGCACAAGGAAUGGGGUUUGCUUUUGGCUUGUUUUGUCUUGUCCCCCUGUGCUGCGUCACGUCGUUACGGCUUUCUCAUCUACUAUACACUGGUGGAGGAUGGACGAUGACCACCUCGAGGACAAUACAACGGUGAGGGGGGGGCUUUCGGGAGUACGUGCCGAGGCAAAUGACAAGAGCAAAACCGGCCGCUGGCACAGAUCCUUGGCUGUGCAGUGCCUGGUUCUCCUUGUCAGCCGCCUCGUUGUGCCACAUGUUUGAUCGGCAGGGUCUGCGAUGUCGGAGGCUGACGAACAUUCUUGUAAAAACACCCGA